Miniopterus natalensis is the source of this 3980-nucleotide messenger RNA. RefSeq names its product coagulation factor XIII A chain (gene F13A1). Gene Ontology annotation, molecular function: protein-glutamine gamma-glutamyltransferase activity. Gene Ontology annotation, biological process: blood coagulation, fibrin clot formation; peptide cross-linking. The record is from RefSeq and is a predicted model, not a curated record. NCBI's taxonomy places the organism in Eukaryota, Metazoa, Chordata, Mammalia, Chiroptera, Miniopteridae.
GUGCUAGGACACCUCAGGAGGGGACCACAGGUACCUCGUCGCUUCACAUUCCUUUUUCGUGGGCCCCUUUUAUCCUCCAAGGAGCUUGAGAAGCUGAGAAUGUCGGAGACUCCCAGGACCUCUUUCGGAGGCAGGAGAGCUGUCCCCCCCAACAACUCCAAUGCCGAAGAGAACAACCCCCCCACUGUGGAGCUGCAGGGCCUGGUGCCCAGAGGAGUCAACCUGCAAGAUUACCUUCAUGUCUCGGGUGUUCAGCUCUUCAAGGAGAAAUGGGACAGCAACAAAGUGGAUCACCACACCCACCAGUAUGAUAACAGCAAGCUAAUUGUGCGCAGGGGACAGUCUUUCUACAUCCAGAUCGACUUCAAUCGUCCAUACAACCCGAGGAAAGAUCUCUUCAGGGUGGAAUAUGUCAUUGGGCGCUACCCUCAGGAGAACAAGGGAACCUACAUCCCAGUUCCCGUGGUGUCCGAGCUGAAAAGAGGCAAGUGGGGGGCCAAAGUCAUCAUGCGACAGGACAGGUCUGUACGGCUGUCCAUCCAGUCUUCCCCCGAGUGCAUUGUGGGGAAAUUCCGCAUGUACGUGGCCGUCUGGACCCCCUAUGGGAUACUCCGCACCAACCGGAACCCCGAGACCGACACCUACAUUCUCUUCAAUCCCUGGUGUGAAGACGAUGCUGUGUACCUAGAGGAUGAAAGAGAAAGAGAGGAGUAUGUCCUCAAUGACAUCGGCGUCAUUUUUUACGGAGACCACAAUAACAUCAAGAGCAGGAGCUGGAGCUACGGUCAGUUUGAGGACGGCAUCCUGGACGCUUGCCUGCACAUGAUGGACAAAGCACAGAUGGACCUUUCAGGCAGGGGGAACCCCAUCAAAGUCAGCCGCGUUGGGUCUGCAAUGGUCAAUUCCAAAGAUGAUGACGGUGUCCUUGUUGGAUCCUGGGACAAUGUCUAUGCCUAUGGUGUCCCCCCUUCCGCCUGGACUGGAAGCAUUGACAUUCUGUUGGAAUAUCAGAGUUCUCAGAAUCCAGUUCGGUAUGGUCAGUGCUGGGUUUUUGCUGGUGUCUUUAACACAUUUUUGCGAUGCCUGGGGAUACCAGCAAGAGUUGUCACCAAUUACUUCUCAGCCCACGACAAUGAUGCCAAUUUGCAAAUGGACAUCUUCCUGGAAGAAGAUGGGAAUGUGAACUCCAGACUCACCAAGGAUUCAGUGUGGAACUACCACUGCUGGAAUGAAGCCUGGAUGACGAGGCCCGAUCUUCCUGUUGGAUUUGGAGGCUGGCAAGCCGUGGACAGCACCCCCCAGGAAAACAGUGACGGGAUGUACCGGUGCGGCCCGGCCUCUGUCCAGGCCAUCAAGCACGGCCACGUUUGCUUCCAGUUUGAUGCGCCCUUCGUCUUUGCAGAGGUCAACAGUGAUCUUGUUUACAUCACAGCUAAGAAAGAUGGCACUCAAGUGGUGGAAGCUGUUGAUACCACCCAUAUUGGGAAAUUAAUUGUGACCAAAGAAGUUGGAGGAGAUGGCAUGAGGGAUAUUACUGACACCUACAAAUUCCAAGAAGGCCAAAAGGAAGAGAGACUGGCCCUCGAGACUGCCCUAAUGUACGGGGUUAAAAAGCCGCUCAACACAGAAGGUGUGGUGACGUCGAGGUCCCACGUGGACAUGGACUUCGAGGUGGAGAACGCUGUGCUGGGGAAAGACUUCAAGGUCAUCAUCACCUUCCAGAACAACAGCCCCAAUCCGUACACCAUCUCAGCCUACCUCUCCGGCAGCGUCAUCUUCUACACCGGGGUCUCCAAGGAGGAAUUCAAGAAGGAGACAUUCAGUGUGUCCCUGGAGCCCUUGUCCUCCAAGAAAGAGGAGGUGCUGGUCAGAGCCGGCGAGUACAUGGGCCAGCUGCUGGAGCAAGCGUCUCUGCACUUCUUUGUCACUGCGCGUGUCAAUGAGACCAGGGACAUUCUGGCCAAGCAGAAGUCCACUGUGCUGACCAUCCCCAAGAUCAUCAUCAAGGUCCGUGGCACCCAGAUGGUUGGUUCUGACAUGGUUGUGACAGUUGAGUUCACCAAUCCUUUAAAAGAAACUCUGCAAAAUGUUUGGAUACGCCUGGAUGGUCCUGGAGUGAUAAAACCAAUGAGGAAGAUGUUCCGCGACGUCCAGCCCGGCGCCACCGUGCAGUGGGAAGAAGUGUGCCGGCCUUGGGUCUCCGGCCCGCGGAAGCUCAUCGCCAGCAUGACCAGCGACUCCCUGCGACACGUGUAUGGCGAGCUGGGUUUGCAGAUUCAAAGACAGCCGUCUGCGUAAAGGCACCGGAGGCGGAGAUGGGCCCAGGCACUUGGCCUCUUGGAGUCUUGGCUAAGGAAAUGCUAAUGCAAAAAUAGUCUGCUCUUGCUUUAAGUCAAGAUAGGCAGGAUAGGUGGGGCGCCAGAGUGGGGAUGCCGUGUGUUUCAAAGACACACUUUCCCAAACUCAGGCCAUUCAGAGUGGAAGUUAGUUUUCAAUCGCUCCACCUUCCAAAGGAUUCUGAGGAUUAGCUUUAAUUAAGCCCUAAUUAAGCUCUCAUAGCUCAUAAGAGUAAACGUCAUCAUUUAUCAUCGCAAAUGGCUGCAGCUUCAAGUAUCAGAGGCCUCCCUUAGCGAGGGGAUUCGCUUAAUGCCUGGCCUCGUAUAAAACAAGCUUUCUGGUCCCCCACUCAGCCUCUUAUAAGGCUAACAUACUCUCCCAAAUGGAGAGAAGCACAUGAUUUGGGCCCUAAAUUCUAUUCCCCUGUCUUAGAAGCAGGUUCUGCCUUCUGUGUCAGAAUAUCGUUCCCAUGGAUUGAGUACGGCCUCAUUUGUCUUCUUGACAAAGCGAGGGAAAGGCCCUUCACCUGGCACCUGCAGCAGAGCAGCUGCCUGCCAAAUUUCAAAGAUUCGCCUUGUGAGAAGACGUGGCCCCAUAUUAACAAAUUGCAUUUGUGAGAAGCUUAAUCACCUAAGAGGAGCUAAGAAAGCAGAUGCAAUACUCGGCUCUAUUAAAUAAUGUAGUUUUAUGGUGCAUUUUAUAGGAGGUGUCACACCGCGGUCUGAUCAGCAGGAAUCACUAGCCCUCACUUUAACCCUUCCUGGGCUGCGGUACAGGUGGAUCUCAGAGGCUGCAGGUUGGUUGCAGACCACCACAGUAAAGCCAGCAUCCUAAUGAAGCGAGUGUAACCUUUUUGCUGGUGAAGGGCCUUGCCUUCAGUUUGUAAAAAAUGCAAGGAUGCCUGUCCUAGAGAGUAAUGAGCCUGGCUUGGGACAGGAGGAACGAAGAUUCAGUCUCUUUAAUUAGGGAUUAUAUUUCACCUGUCUCUCUGGGAUCAUCUUUGCAUAAUAGUGCAGCCCAGGUACAUUUUUAGAGAUAGAGUAAGCCCAGCAAUUCAGAGACACUGGCAGAUUUAGUGCCCAAACAUGCAGAAGGAUGGGCAGCCACUCGUCUCUUGUCCUUCACACCAGCCAUGCUGAGGCCUCAGCUCAGCGCCCAGGAGCUGAGAGGUCAGGCGGACGCACCUUGCAAACAGCCAGUAGUACUGCAGACCCCGGGCAGGAUGCUGACAUCAUUUGUUUUGUGCUCCAAGGUAUUCAUCUGCAAAGUUGAUUUAUGGUCAGAAUUACCCACCGACAUGCCAGGGUAUGAUUUAGGUCAGUAGAUUGUGAUUCUUAACAAACAAAAACAGAGCAGGAAGAAACCUGGAGAAGCCAGAAUGGAAUUCUUGGCUUAUGUAACCACAUUUCUAAGCCUUUGAGACUGUUCCUGAGCCUGUAGCACCAGGAAUCCAUGAGGGUAGCUGGUCCCCUAUAGGAACAUCAUACUAACUUUAUUAACAAAUUUCCCAGCAUUUGCCAAGCCUUCCAAUAUCCAAUUUUAAAGUUGAAUGCAUUUUGUUAGGCUGUUAAACUGGCUUAAUGUAGUAUAUUCUUAUUAACUAGAAUGUAAUCAAGGCUUAAAAUAAAGUUAAUCUGAUCAUA